UGUUCCGCCCAGGCGCUCGCACAGAUACCGAGUAAAGUGACGGUGGGAGUCUGCCGCUCCUGUUUCCCAGCGAUGGCGCCGAGGUGCCGCGCCCAAUCCCCGGUUUACCCGCCGGUACUCAGCGCUGUUCAGGGCUCAUUCAGACCGUGAGAACUGGAACGGGACCGGGGGAGCUGCGGGAAGCUGUCUGCAACGGGGACAAUGAAGAGCUGCCGGACCCUUGGGACUAAUAGCGGGCGCCGUCGCGGCACCUGCUGAGAGAAAAGAGGGAGCGGCCCGGCAGGGACCGGGCGGAGGCUAGCCGGCGCCUCGGCCAUGUCGCUACUCUGUGUGCGCGUUAAAAGAGCCAAAUUCCAGGGUUCACCAGAUAAAUUUAACACAUAUGUGACCCUGAAAGUACAGAAUGUGAAGAGCACAACUGUAGCAGUUCGAGGCGAUCAACCUUCUUGGGAACAAGAUUUCAUGUUUGAGAUCAGUCGCCUGGACCUGGGUCUAAGUGUGGAGGUAUGGAACAAAGGACUGAUCUGGGACACCAUGGUGGGAACUGUGUGGAUUGCACUGAAGACAAUUCGCCAGUCAGAUGAGGAAGGGCCUGGUGAGUGGUCUACAUUGGCAGAGACAUUAAUGAAAGAUGAUGAGAUCUGUGGAACUAAAAACCCAACUCCUCAUAAAAUCUUGCUUGAUACAAGAUUUGAGUUGCCUUUUGAUAUCCCAGAGGAGGAAGCCAGAUAUUGGACCUACAAAUUGGAGCAAAUCAAUGCCUUGGGAGCUGAUAAUGAGUAUCCUAUUCAAGAAGAAAGCCAGAGGAACUCCUUGCCCGCUGCUGCCGCCCAGUGUUCCUUUGAAGACCCUGAUAGUGCCGUUGAUGACCGAGACAGCGACUAUCGAAGUGAGACCAGUAAUAGCAUCCCACCUCCUUACCAUACGACUUCCCAACCCAAUGCUUCUGUGCACCAGUUUCCUGUGCCUGUGCGAUUGCCACAUCAGCUACUGCUUCAGGGCGGUUCCCGGGACUCUUGCAGUGACUCUAUACAGAGUUAUGACCUUGAUUAUCCAGAGCGGCGGGCCCUCAGCCCUGCUAGCAGUAGUAGGUAUGGCUCCUCCUGUAAUGUGAGUCAAGGAAGCUCUCAGCUGAGUGAACUAGACCAAUAUCAUGAACAAGAUGAUGAUCGUCGGGAGCGGGAUUCAAUUCAUUCCUGCCACAGCUCUGGCAGUCUCUCUAGAGAUGGCCAGGUUGUCUCUGGAGAACAAGAGAAAACCUUGGAAGUUAUAGGUGAAGCAGAGAAGGGGACAACCAUUGAACCUAAAGAGAUGAGAGAAGAUGCCAUACCUCAUCCUCCCCCAGAUCUGGUGCUACACAAGGACCAUGUCCUAGAACCCCAGGAGAGUGUUCCUGAAGAGAAUGCAUCUUCGCCAUUUACCCAAGCCAGAGCACACUGGAUCCGAGCAGUGACCAAGGUCCGACUCCAGCUGCAGGAGAUUCCAGAUGAUGGUGACUCCUCUCUGCCUCAGUGGCUUCCAGAAGGGCCAGCGGGAGGGCUCUAUGGCAUCGACAGCAUGCCAGACCUACGCAGAAAGAAGCCAUUGCCACUUGUCAGUGAUUUGUCACUGGUCCAGUCCCGGAAGGCAGGGAUUACUUCUGCAAUGGCUACACGUACCUCUCUUAAGGAUGAAGAGCUGAAAUCCCAUGUGUAUAAGAAAACCCUACAGGCCUUAAUCUACCCCAUCUCGUGCACCACACCCCACAACUUUGAGGUCUGGACAGCUACCACCCCAACCUACUGCUAUGAGUGUGAAGGACUGCUCUGGGGCAUUGCCCGGCAAGGCAUGCGCUGCAGCCAGUGUGGGGUCAAGUGUCAUGAGAAGUGCCAGGACCUGCUCAAUGCUGACUGCCUGCAGCGGGCUGCAGAAAAGAGCUCUAAACAUGGAGCUGAGGACCGGACACAGAACAUUAUCAUGGCCAUGAAGGACCGCAUGAAGAUCCGAGAACGAAAUAAACCGGAGAUCUUUGAUGUUAUCAGGGAUGUCUUCACAGUGAGCAAAGUUGCCCACGUGCAGCAGAUGAAAACAGUGAAACAGAGUGUACUGGAUGGCACCUCUAAAUGGUCAGCCAAGAUUACCAUCACUGUGGUAUGUGCCCAGGGCCUACAAGCCAAGGACAAAACAGGAUCCAGUGACCCUUAUGUGACUGUGCAAGUUGGUAAAACCAAGAAACGUACCAAGACCAUUUUUGGAAACUUGAAUCCUAUUUGGGAGGAGAAGUUCCAUUUUGAGUGCCAUAACUCCUCUGACCGCAUUAAGGUACGUGUGUGGGAUGAGGAUGAUGACAUCAAAUCAAGAGUGAAGCAGCGGUUAAAGCGAGAGUCUGAUGAUUUCCUUGGCCAAACCAUCAUUGAGGUUCGGACACUGAGUGGCGAGAUGGAUGUCUGGUACAAUCUGGAGAAGAGGACAGACAAGUCAGCCGUCUCAGGUGCUAUCCGACUACAGAUCAGUGUGGAGAUCAAGGGGGAGGAGAAGGUAGCUCCGUACCAUGUGCAGUAUACAUGCCUCCAUGAGAACCUUUUCCAUUAUCUCACAGACAUUCAGGGCAGUGGAGGAAUCCAGAUACCUGAGGCUCGAGGAGAUGAUGCGUGGAAGGUGUACUUUGAUGAGACAGCCCAAGAAAUUGUGGAUGAAUUUUCCAUGCGCUAUGGCAUUGAGUCCAUAUAUCAGGCCAUGACGCACUUUGCAUGUUUGUCAUCCAAAUACAUGUGUCCUGGUGUGCCAGCAGUGAUGAGCACCUUGCUGGCCAAUAUCAAUGCCUACUAUGCCCACACAACUGCCUCUACCAAUGUCUCUGCGUCUGACCGCUUUGCAGCCUCCAACUUUGGGAAAGAGAGAUUUGUAAAACUGCUGGACCAGCUACACAACUCACUGAGGAUAGACCUCUCUACAUACAGAAAUAAUUUCCCUGCUGGGAGCCCUGAACGGCUUCAGGAUUUAAAAUCCACAGUGGAUUUGCUGACCAGCAUUACUUUCUUCAGAAUGAAGGUGCAAGAACUGCAGAGCCCUCCACGAGCCAGCCAAGUGGUAAAGGAUUGUGUGAAGGCCUGUUUGAACUCCACCUAUGAGUAUAUCUUCAACAACUGCCAUGACUUAUACAAUCGCCAGUACCAGCUGAAGCAGGAGCUACCUCUAGAGGAACAAGGUCCCAGCAUUCGGAACCUGGAUUUUUGGCCCAAACUCAUCACACUCAUUGUGUCAAUCAUAGAGGAAGAUAAAAAUUCCUAUACACCUGUUCUGAACCAGUUUCCUCAGGAAUUGAAUGUGGGAAAAGUCAGUGCAGAAGUGAUGUGGCAUCUGUUUGCCCAAGACAUGAAAUAUGCCUUAGAGGAGCAUGAGAAAGACCGACUGUGUAAGAGUGCUGACUACAUGAACCUGCACUUCAAGGUGAAGUGGCUCCACAAUGAAUAUGUGCAGGAUCUGCCUGCCCUCCAGGGGCAGGUGCCUGAGUACCCAGCGUGGUUUGAGCAAUUUGUGCUGCAGUGGCUAGAUGAGAAUGAGGAUGUGUCCCUUGAAUUCCUGCGUGGGGCCCUGGAACGAGAUAAGAAGGAUGGGUUCCAGCAGACAUCAGAGCACGCGCUUUUUUCCUGCUCUGUGGUGGACAUCUUCACGCAGCUCAAUCAGAGCUUUGAGAUCAUCCGGAAGCUGGAAUGCCCAGACCCCAACAUCCUUGCCCACUACAUGAGGAGAUUUGCUAAGACCAUCGGGAAAGUGCUGAUGCAAUAUGCAGACAUCUUAUCAAAGAACUUCCCAGAUUAUUGCACAAAAGAAAAACUGCCCUGCAUCCUGAUGAACAACAUGCAGCAACUGAGGGUCCAACUGGAGAAAAUGUUUGAAGCCAUGGGAGGCAAGGAGCUAGACCCUGAAGCUGCAGACAGUCUGAAGGAACUGCAGGUGAAACUGAAUACGGUUCUGGAUGAGCUCAGCGUGGUGUUUGGAAACAGCUUCCAGGUGCGGAUUGAUGAGUGCGUUCGACAAAUGGCCGAAAUCCUGAGCCAGGUUCGAGGCACAGGAAAUGCAUCCCCCAAUGCCAGGGCCUCCGUGGCUCAGGAUGCAGAUAGUGUGCUGCGGCCUCUCAUGGACUUCCUGGAUGGCAACCUCACACUUUUUGCCACUGUGUGUGAGAAGACAGUUCUGAAGCGUGUCCUGAAGGAGCUCUGGCGUGUGGUGAUGAACACAAUGGAAAGAAUGAUUGUUCUGCCCCCACUCACAGACCAGACGGGCACCCAGUUGAUCUUCACUGCUGCCAAGGAGCUGAGCCAUCUUUCCAAACUCAAGGACCAUAUGGUACGAGAAGAAACACGGAAUCUCACUCCAAAGCAGUGUGCUGUCCUCGACCUGGCCCUGGACACCAUCAAGCAAUACUUCCAUGCAGGAGGCAAUGGACUAAAGAAAACCUUCCUGGAAAAGAGCCCAGAUCUACAGUCCCUACGCUACGCUCUGUCUCUCUACACACAGACCACAGACACUCUGAUCAAGACCUUUGUGCGCUCCCAGACUGCCCAGGUAUAUGAUGGGAAAGGUAUUAGGUUUACUGCUAAUGAGGACAUUCGGCCGGAAAAGGGGUCUGGUGUGGAUGAUCCUGUGGGAGAAGUCUCUAUUCAGGUGGACUUAUUUACACACCCUGGUACUGGGGAGCACAAGGUCACGGUGAAAGUGGUGGCUGCCAGUGAUCUCAAGUGGCAGACAGCAGGUAUGUUCCGGCCUUUUGUGGAAGUGACUAUGGUUGGCCCACACCAAAGUGAUAAGAAGAGGAAAUUCACAACCAAAUCCAAGAGCAACAACUGGGCCCCCAAGUACAAUGAGACAUUCCACUUCCUCCUGGGAAAUGAAGAGGGUCCAGAGGCCUAUGAGUUGCAGAUAUGUGUGAAGGAUUACUGCUUUGCCCGGGAGGAUCGCGUCCUAGGGCUGGCUGUGAUGCCUCUGAGGGAUGUGGCAGCCAAAGGCAGCUGUGCCUGCUGGUGCCCCUUGGGCCGGAAGAUCCACAUGGAUGAAACAGGAAUGACCAUUCUCCGGAUUCUGUCUCAGAGGAGCAAUGACGAGGUGGCCCGAGAGUUUGUGAAACUCAAAUCAGAGUCCCGUUCCAUGGAGGAGGGCAGCUGAACACUUUUGGUGUAUGUGUCAACCAGGCAGCAUCUUUUGCACAAAACAGCCAGUGGGGGCUAGCUGUGUAACCAGCUUAGGGUCCUUGUAGUCAAGAGGCUGAUCUCUUUGGUAAAGUAUAUUUAAGGAAAUUUGGGGGGUAUUGAGAAUAUGACUUUUCACAGAAAGGUUCAUGAAUCCCUGAGUGUAGUGGGUGUGUGGUACUAGGAGCUGGGCUGUGGGAGCUACUGCCUGGAGAGAUUUUCCAUGGAGAGGGACAGACAUUUCAGAAAGUAUCAGCCAUUCUUGGUAAUACCGUCCACUCUACUUCCCAUCUCUAUACUCCAAACCACACCUUAUCCAGUUUGAUACUUACAUAUCAAGCAUUAGAAGAAUAAGUUUAGAGGGUCUGGAGCUUACUCCUGACUGGCUAGAUAGUCAGUGGAGCCUAUAGAUAUUGCUGAGCCCCUGGUUUAUAUUGGAGAAUGGGAAGGGAAGGAGCACACAGAAUAGAAUUCAGUGUCUCUUGAGCAAAAUCCACUGGUUUUAUAUGGUUCCAAUGAGAACAAGACUUUGAAAAUGAACAACAUACUUUCUAGAAAUGAGCUGUGCUAAUCUCUUCCCUCAGAUUUUAUCUGUCAUGAAUAGAAACAGGUUCACAUGGUGCUUCAGAACCCUAAUCAGACUAUUUCUUUGGAACCAACAUACCAGGGGCCAUCUGCCUAGAAUCCCCUACCUCACUCCUGUAGGCAGGGGAGUGAUCCUUAAGACACCAGAGGCUGUUCUUAUAUGUGUAAACCUGACAGCUAGCCAAAGGAUCCAGGGGAAGUAUUUUCUUCUUGGUAGACCAGAACAAAGCCAAAAAUUGUGGAAACUAGAGAGUUGUUCUCAUCUAUGGCUGCUGCCUUCUGACUGCCUUCCUUCUUGCAGAAAGUUUUAGCCUUUGGCCUUUUUCCCUGUCAUCAGGGUCAGCUGCUGUUUCCCUCAUAGAUGUUCAACCCUACAGAAGGAGCUUGGACUCUGAUCCCUCUGUACAGGCUGGAUGGAGAGGGCCUCAACAUUCCCUGGGAGGUCAGACAAAUUCUUACAAAGGGUCAGAUGGACUUCCCAGGCCCUAGCUCAGAGGUGUGACAUGAUCCUCUUGGAUUUCCUCAAUAGCAACCUCCUGAACUUCCGGAGGACUCAUCAUUGUCCACAGCUGUACUGGCCAAUUCAUGAAACAAGAAACCAAGCAUCUUUGCUGUUUUUAGUUAUUGUGUGUGCCAUUGUUCCAUGAAAUUAUAGGCUUGUCUAUAAUAAAUCAUCUUAUAGCAGCC
Molecule: messenger RNA, 6440 nt
Organism: Sciurus carolinensis (gray squirrel)
Lineage: Eukaryota; Metazoa; Chordata; Mammalia; Rodentia; Sciuridae
Gene: Unc13b
Product: unc-13 homolog B
Biological process (GO): presynaptic dense core vesicle exocytosis; synaptic vesicle maturation; dense core granule priming
Cellular component (GO): presynaptic membrane; synaptic vesicle membrane; plasma membrane
Molecular function (GO): syntaxin-1 binding; calmodulin binding; calcium ion binding
Source: RefSeq, a predicted model, not a curated record